Molecule: messenger RNA, 357 nt
Organism: Cyphellophora attinorum
Lineage: Eukaryota; Fungi; Ascomycota; Eurotiomycetes; Chaetothyriales; Cyphellophoraceae
Exons: 1
Coding region: 1-357 (118 amino acids)
Source: RefSeq, a predicted model, not a curated record
AUGGCUCGCGUCACCUCUUCCCGCUCCGCCGCCGCCCGCGCUCCCCUCCCCACCAGAGCCGCGAAAGGCAAACCAGGAUACUCGCUGUCGGGCACACACUUCUCCCGCCACUUCCGCGACGACGGACGCUGGCACCGCUGCCCCAUCAACAACUGCAAGUUCGUCGCCAAGGACGAACUCGAGCUCACUGGCCGCGGCCACUACCGUGAUUUUCACGGUUUCAAGAUCGUCUCGCGUGGCCUGGGUGCCUACGCCAACCGCCCCCCGCGCCAACAAAAUGGGCCGAGAGUUCCUCAUGCAGCACGUUGUUUUGGUUUCGCCUGCGGAGGCGGAGAGACUCCGCAAGGAGUGGAAUAG